Messenger RNA from Aspergillus aculeatinus CBS 121060, 813 nucleotides. RefSeq lists its product as uncharacterized. Lineage: Eukaryota; Fungi; Ascomycota; Eurotiomycetes; Eurotiales; Aspergillaceae. Bases 1 to 813 code for a protein of 270 amino acids. The record is from RefSeq and is a predicted model, not a curated record. The transcript has a single exon.
AUGAGUGAGGCAAUGAGUGAGGAAAUGCGUGAGGCAAUUGCUGCGGCACUUGCUGAGGCAACGAGGGAGGCAGGGAUUGAGGCUCCUCCAACCCCUUAUUCUGGGACUUACUACCGCGUUGGACAGUCGUCCGAGACCACGCGGUAUGGGAUUAUCGGGGGCAUUCUGGAGAUCGAUGGCACCCACUACGGGCUAACGAGCAUGAUUCCAUUCCUGUAUCGCCGCCACCCAUCUCAGCCGCCGGCCCUUUCGCGUAGCGCGAUCUAUAGCGUCGAGACCGAGCAGUACAUCGGCGGCCCUCCACCGGACCGGGCCAACGAGGCGGAGCCCGACCCCCGGUUCUGGAGCCGCGAGCAAGGCUGGGCCCUGGUAAAUCUGGGCCCCAAGCCGGAGCAUUGGACCAACUAUUGGUACCAUGAUAUGACCCCGAAUCAGGUGGUGACGCCGCGAUGGCCCGUUUCGCUCUGGAGAGGGUUUAUCCCAUACUACCGAGCCCGCCGGUUGAUUGGGUUGCUGUGGGAUUCCUGGUUGGAGCCAGUGACUUUUCGAGUGACCAAAUAUGAACUACUUCGUAACCUGCUGGUAGGCCCUGUCAGUGCCUACCGGAUGAGAAUUUCGAUUCCAUGUCAUGACUUGCUAGGCGCGUGGGUGGUGGAUGCGGAAUCCGAAGCUCUCGUAGCGAUGGUUGUAGCCGGCCCACGUCCAUCAGAGGAUCCGCGGACGGUGUAUGCGGUGGAUGCGACGACCAUCUUGGAUGAGCUGGCCAGGCGGUUUCCGGGAGUGAGCAUCACCAUUCCGAAUCGCUACGAGUAA